Molecule: messenger RNA, 1627 nt
Organism: Oenanthe melanoleuca
Lineage: Eukaryota; Metazoa; Chordata; Aves; Passeriformes; Muscicapidae
Gene: HSBP1L1
Product: heat shock factor binding protein 1 like 1
Exons: 3
Coding region: 115-339 (74 amino acids)
Biological process (GO): cellular heat acclimation
Cellular component (GO): cytosol; nucleus
Molecular function (GO): transcription corepressor activity
Source: RefSeq, a predicted model, not a curated record
GGGCGGGGCCGUGCGCUCGCUGCCCGCCCCGCCGCGCCCGCGGAGGAGGGAGGAGGGUCGGGGACGGGAUCGGGAUCGGGAUCGGAGCCGGAGCCGGAGCCGGAGCCGGAGCCGAUGGCGGCCGCCGUCCCUCCGGGAGCCGUGGAGCUGCCGCAGCUGGCGGAGAAUCUGCUGUGCCGACUGCAGGAGAAUUUUCAGGCUCUGACGGAAAAGUUAACGCUGAGAAUGGAAGAAAUGGGCGAGCGCAUCAACGACCUUGAGAAGCGUGUUGCUGACCUGAUGACAGAGGCUGGGGUAGAAAGCAGCGAUGAAGAGUUGGGAGUAAAGACAUUUACUUAAGAUUUUCUAUGUUUUAUACAUUUCCACUUAAGUUUCGAGUGAUGGAUGAGUAAUGGUGUUUACAUAUUUAGUAUACCUGCAUUUUCUUGGAUUUGAAAGUGGACUUCUUUAAAACAUAUUUAAUAUACCGUGGAAAUUUUUUUUCGCCAAGAGCCAAUGAAUGUGACCACUUUCACAAAAGAAAAUCUGCAUCUUGCUGCCUCUGUUCCACCUGAGUGCCAUAUACAAGGGGCUAGUGCUAACUCACCCAAUGUGCAAACCGAGGCUGUCCAUUCAUAGUGAAAUGUGUGUGGCUUGAAGUACUCCUGCCCCUCAUUCCCAUCCCUCAAACCUAGCUGAGGAUUCUCACUGGCAUAAAUUUAUGUACUUCUGCUUUUAAACCUGCUACAGCUUCCCAGUAUGGCUUGGAGCACACCCCAAACACAGCAGUAAAUUACAGUCAAUCACUUUAUAAUAUAAAAUCAUGCUACAUUUCAGGAUUGUGUUCUGGAUUUUAUAUCCAUCUCUUGCAAAUGCCAACCCCCUCCCUGAUGGAUGCCUGAUUUUGUGUUUAGUAUUUAUGAGGCAACACUACUUCUGUGUUCUGUGGAUGCAAGUGAUGUUGUCUUCCUGUUACUGCACAUUUCCUGAUUCAAAUUCAGAUACAUCAAUUUUGUCAUUGGAACUUCUUACCCAGUGAAAGAAAGCAAUGUCUGUAAAUAUUCUGAAGUAAUUUAGAUAUCUGUUCAUUCUGAUGCCUUUUGCACAAGGUACGCAGUAAUUAUCAGAAAUGCAGAAAGGCAAUCCACAAAGAUGUCUUUAACUGUACAGAGAUCUUCCUAUCUCCGUGCUGAAUCACGUUCAUGAAUAAAUCACUAACCUACUUAUUCACUGUAUCUUUGCAGCACUGAAAUGAGGAUGUGUUCGAGGAAGAUUAAAGAAAGAACAGCAUAGCACUGACUCCGAGAUUUUACAGUCAGGUGUCACACUGACAAAAAAUGUUAAGGGAAAACAAAUGUGUUUGAAUCAUGUCAUAAAAGAAUCUUGAAAAAAAAAAAUUAAACUAUUCCCCCAGGAAAAAAAUAGAAAGCUGUUUGUUCAUCUAAGUGGGGCACUGUAUUUCCUGAAGCUGAAAAAGAAGUGUUAGUUUCAGAGAGGUCAAAGCCACUAUUUUGGAUAGAAAACUAUAUCCUAUAAUGUGAACUUAUCCAAUCACAAAUGUUUUCAAUGUAUUUUAAUAUUAAAAUAAUAUUUGUUGUCUUUUUAGCUUAUAUGUUCUUAGAAUAAACCAUUCUGUACUAAAAAGAAA